Molecule: messenger RNA, 2129 nt
Organism: Corythoichthys intestinalis (scribbled pipefish)
Lineage: Eukaryota; Metazoa; Chordata; Actinopteri; Syngnathiformes; Syngnathidae
Product: ER lumen protein-retaining receptor 3-like
Exons: 5
Coding region: 304-951 (215 amino acids)
Biological process (GO): endoplasmic reticulum to Golgi vesicle-mediated transport; protein retention in ER lumen
Cellular component (GO): endoplasmic reticulum; cis-Golgi network; membrane
Molecular function (GO): ER lumen protein retrieval receptor activity
Source: RefSeq, a predicted model, not a curated record
AACUUGUUCUGCUUAGUUUGUGAGCUGUCAGGCAGACGUCUGUGGUCAGCCACGUCACCUCCUCUCUGAGGAGCUUCAAUUCUAGUCAACCGUAGACGCCAAUCGGCUUGUGAGCAUGAGUUAAACGUCGAAUGCUUUGUUUUUGUUCACGCAUCGGAAUUCAUCUCACCAGAGUGGGGUUCUCAACGUGCAACGAUUGGCAUUUUUAGUGGCCUUUCACCCCCCCAAGAUCGCUCGUCGAUCCAAGUGUUUCGUUUUUUUUUUGUUUGUUUUUUUAAACUAAGUGCCAUUUCAAAGAUCAAAAUGAAUGUGUUUCGUCUGGCUGGUGACGUGUCGCAUCUGUUGGCAAUUAUUAUUCUGUUAAUUAAGAUAUGGAAAUCCAGAUCAUGUGCAGGCAUUUCUGGGAAGUCUCAGGUGUUGUUUGCUCUUGUCUUCACCACCAGAUACCUGGACUUAUUCACCAUCUUCAUUUCUCCUUACAACACAGUCAUGAAGGUGGUGUUUUUGGCGCUGUCAUACGCUACUGUGUACAUGAUCUACAUGCGCUUCAGGAACACUUUUGACUCUGAGAACGACUCAUUCCGUGUGGAAUUCCUGUUGGUGCCCGCUGUGUGUCUGUCCUUACUUAAGAACUACAAGUUCACUCCUGUGGAGGUGCUUUGGACCUUCUCCAUCUUCCUGGAGUCUGUGGCCAUAUUGCCACAGCUCUUCAUGAUCACCAAGACGGGCGAGGCUGAAUCCAUCACCACCCACUACUUGUUCUUCCUUGGCAUGUACAGAGCCCUGUACAUCGCCAAUUGGCUCUGGCGCUACCACACAGAGGGCUUCUUUGAUCAAAUUGCUGUGGUGGCUGGUGUUGUGCAGACUAUUUUCUACUGUGACUUCUUCUACCUUUAUGUCACAAAAGUGCUAAGAGAAAGAGGAAAAAUGACCCUGCCGAUUCCAGUGUAGCGGCAGAUGAGCUGACAUUCCGUCGACCAAAACAAGUGCUUUAAAUUGAAUUCCUGUUUGGUCGGUGGUGUGUGUACCCCGACUUGUUUGUUGUGGUGUUUCCCUUUUUUUUUUUUUUUUUUUUUUUUUUUUUUUUUAAACUUUAUACGCUGGGAUGCAAACAUGACACUGAAAAUGUAUGUUUUUACGCGCGGCCUAAAUUGGGCACUUUUACAACAAAGUAUAAGAACAUAUUUCUUUGCCAUUAACUGGUGCUCAGAAUGCAGAGACAACCGAAUGCAGUAUCAGGUAUUUUAUUUGGCUCAUUGUCUGCCAUUGAUGGUGAUAGACGUCCAAUCCAUUUGAACUGGGAGGGUUGACAGCCAACGUUCACUCGCUGUCAACUCUCCCAGUUCAAAUGGAUUGGAUGUCUGCUAAUGAUAAAACUCUUUGACUAUCAGUUCAUCUAAUUCAGUUUUCAGUUCAAAGUGACACUCCCUGUUUAUUUUCCUUUCAACCCUUGUUGCCAAGGAUGUGGCCUUUUUAUUCUUUGUUUACUUUAGACUUGAGAUAACGUCAUGGGAGUAAAAGGGCUAAGCAGUUGCAUGAACUCAAGUCAAGCCAAAAAUCUAAUGUUUAACAACAUGUUAUGUAAAUAUACUAUCAAAUUCAAGACACUACUUUAUCUACAAUUGUCAGGGUGCUUUGUUACUUCAAAUGUUCUUACUAAAUUAAAUUGCACAUUUGUUAACAUUGCCUUUAUUCUGAUUGUGGAACAUUCAAAUGAAAGCAUGCUCCUUGGUAUGAGAAAUACAGAAAAUCUUGUGUGAGGGUACGUGACGGAAGGUUGACAGCUUGUGAUCUCUCUCAUUCUUUCAGAAAUGUUUUCCUGUGCUUGUACAGCACCUUACUUCCUUCUCUCACAGCCCCUCCCACCACUUUGGCCGCCGACCUGAUGGAGAACGGCGAGGUAACCAGAGCUGCUGCCUUCUCCGCGACUUUGAUUUUCUUCAAAGCCUUGCUUUUGUUCUUGUUUGCGUCUUGCAUCCCAGCGCCUUCUGCCGCACCUUUUCCUAGCGCGUACAACAGCUCGCACCAGAAGAGUCUUUCGGCCCUCCGGUUGGCUUCCUCUUCUUCUCUCCCACAACUCAUUUUUAACUCUGUCUCUUGCCCUUCUGUUUCGUCAUCCUCCGUGUGAA